AUGUGUCUGGUUCUGUUGUGGCUCAAGUUGUCCUCUCACUCUUCCUCACCUCUGCCCCUCACUCUUCCUCACUCUUCCUCACCUCUGCCCCUCACUCUUCCUCACCCCUGUCCUCUCACUCUUCCUCACCUCUGCCUCUCACUCUUCCUCACCUCUGCCUCUCACUCUUCCUCACCUCUGCCUCUCACUCUUCCUCACCUCUGCCCCUCACUCUUCCUCACCUCUGCCUCUCACUCUUCCUCACCCCUGUCCUCUCACUCUUCCUCACCUCUGCCCCUCACUCUUCCUCACCUCUGCCUCUCACUCUUCCUCACCCCUGUCCUCUCACUCUUCCUCACCUCUGCCUCUCACUCUUCCUCACCUCUGCCUCUCACUCUUCCUCACCUCUGCCUCUCACUCUUCCUCACCCCUGUCCUCUCACUCUUCCUCACCUCUGCCUCUCACUCUUCUUCACCUCUGUCCUCUCAUUCUUCCUCACCCCUGUCCUCUCACUCUUCCUCACCUCUGCCUCUCACUCUUCCUCACCUCUGCCCCUCACUCUUCCUCACCUCUGCCUCUCACUCUUCCUCACCUCUGCCUCUCACUCUUCCUCACCCUGUCCUCUCACUCUUCCUCACCUCUGCCUCUCACUCUUCCUCACCUCUGCCUCUCACUCUUCCUCACCUCUGCCCCUCACUCUUCCUCACCUCUGCCUCUCACUCUUCCUCACCUCUGCCUCUCACUCUUCCUCACCUCUGCCUCUCACUCUUCCUCACCUCUGCCUCUCACUCUUCCUCACCUCUGCCCCUCACUCUUCCUCACCUCUGCCCCUCACUCUUCCUCACCUCUGCCUCUCACUCUUCCUCACCUCUGCCUCUCACUCUUCCUCACCUCUGCCCCUCACUCUUCCUCACCUCUGCCCCUCACUCUUCCUCACCUCUGCCUCUCACUCUUCCUCACCCCUGUCCUCUCACUCUUCCUCACCUCUGCCUCUCACUCUUCCUCACCUCUGCCUCUCACUCUUCCUCACCUCUGCCUCUCACUCUUCCUCACCUCUGCCCCUCACUCUUCCUCACCUCUGCCUCUCACUCUUCCUCACCUCUGCCCCUCACUCUUCCUCACCUCUGCCUCUCACUCUUCCUCACCUCUGCCUCUCACUCUUCCUCACCUCUGCCUCUCACUCUUCCUCACCUCUGCCUCUCACUCUUCCUCACCUCUGCCUCUCACUCUUCCUCACCUCUGCCUCUCACUCUUCCUCACCUCUGUCCUCUCACUCUUCCUCACCUCUGCCUCUCACUCUUCCUCACCCCUGUCCUCUCACUCUUCCUCACCCCUGUCCUCUCACUCUUCCUCACCCCUGUCCUCUCACUCUUCCUCACCCCUGUCCUCUCAUUCUUCCUCACCCCUGUCCUCUCACUCUUCCUCACCCCUGUCCUCUCACUCUUCCUCACCUCUGCCUCUCACUCUUCCUCACCCCUGUCCUCUCACUCUUCCUCACCCCUGUCCUCUCACUCUUCCUCACCUCUGCCUCUCACUCUUCCUCACCCCUGUCCUCUCAUUCUUCCUCACCCCUGUCCUCUCACUCUUCCUCACCCCUGUCCUCUCACUCUUCCUCACCUCUGCCUCUCACUCUUCCUCACCCCUGUCCUCUCACUCUUCCUCACCUCUGCCUCUCACUCUUCCUCACCUCUGCCUCUCACUCUUCCUCACCUCUGCCUCUCACUCUUCCUAACCUCUGCCUCUCACUCUUCUUCACCCCUGUCCUCUCACUCUUCCUCACCUCUGUCCCUCACUCUUCCUCACUCUUCCUCCCCCCUGCCCCACAGCGCCCCCCUCAGUCCAGCCCACAAAGACCACAUGCACAAGCCCAUGGAGGUGGCGGGUCCUGGGGGGAAGGCCACCAUCAUCCACGCCCAGUACAACACGCCCAUCAGCAUGUACUCCCAGGACUCCAUCAUGGACGCCAUCGCAGGCCAGACCCAGGGCCAGACCCAGGGCCACACCCAGGGCCACACCCAGGGCCACACCCAGGGCCACACCCAAAGCCAGAGCCAGGGCAUGGGUAUAGUCCCAGUUAGAGAGAGCCUUGUAGACAGCAGCUCUCCGGUGUACCAGGCCGUGCACAGGGCAGAGGCGGACCCCCAGCAGAACCAGGCCGGCCGCAGAACCACCUCCAGCUCCUCCGCCCAGUCUAGGAGCUUCCAGGCCCUAGUGACCCUGACCGGGACCGACUCAGUAACAGACGAGGAGGACGAGGAGCAGAGGAGCAGGUAG
Molecule: messenger RNA, 2253 nt
Organism: Knipowitschia caucasica
Lineage: Eukaryota; Metazoa; Chordata; Actinopteri; Gobiiformes; Gobiidae
Source: the annotation of a GenBank genome assembly